Artibeus jamaicensis (Jamaican fruit-eating bat) is the source of this 3521-nucleotide messenger RNA. It is a transcript of the gene UNC45B, whose product is annotated as unc-45 myosin chaperone B. Lineage: Eukaryota; Metazoa; Chordata; Mammalia; Chiroptera; Phyllostomidae. The record is from RefSeq and is a predicted model, not a curated record. The transcript is spliced from 20 exons. The coding region runs from base 87 to 2882 and encodes 931 amino acids. Gene Ontology annotation, molecular function: Hsp90 protein binding.
GGCCGGCCGGCUCGGAGGAGCCUUGUCACAGGAGAGGAGAACAUUGUCACGGGAGAACAGACCAAGAGCACUGUUGUGGUGAGGAGAUGGCGGAGGCGGAGGCGGAGGCCGUGCAGCUGAAGGAGGAGGGGAACCGGCUCUUCCAGCUCCAGGACUACAAGGCCGCGACAAAGAGCUACGGCCAGGCCCUGAAGCUGACCAAGGAUAAGUCUCUGAAGGCCACUCUCUAUCGGAACCGGGCGGCCUGUGGCCUGAAAACGGGGAGCUACGUUCAGGCGGCUUCAGACGCCUCCAGAGCCAUCGACAUCAACUCCUCGGACAUCAAGGCCCUGUAUCGGCGAUGCCAGGCCCUGGAGCACCUGGGGAAGCUGGACCAGGCCUUCAAGGACGUGCAGCGCUGUGCCACCCUCCAGCCGCAGAACCAGAACUUCCAGGAGACAUUGCGGAGGCUCAACACAAGCAUCCAGGAGAAGCUCCGUGUGCAGUUCUCCACAGACUCGAGGGUACAGAAGAUGUUUGAGAUCCUCCUGGACGAACACAGUGAAGCUGGUAAACGGGAGAAGGCUGCCAACAACCUCAUUGUUCUGGGCCGUGAGGAAGCAGGGGCAGAAAGGAUCUUCCAGAACAAUGGAGUGGCCCUGCUUCUGCAGCUGAUGGACACCAAGCGGCCGGAGCUGGUGCUGGCGGCCGUGCGCACCCUGUCGGGCAUGUGCAGUGGCCACCAGGCCAGGGCCACGGCGAUUCUCCACGCGGUCCGGAUAGACCGAGUCUGCAGCCUCAUGGCGGUGGGGAACGAGGAGAUGUCUCUGGCCGUCUGCAACCUGCUCCAGGCUGUCAUCGACUCUCUGACCGGGGAGGACAAGCGGGAGCAUCGUGGGAAGGAGGAGGCCCUGGUUCUAGACACCAAGAAGGACCUGAAGCAGAUCACCAAUCACCUGCUUGACAUGCUGGUCAGCAAGAAGGUGUCAGGCCUGGGCAGGGACCAGGCCCUGAACCUGCUCAAUAAGAACGUCCCCAGGAAGGACCUGUCCGUCCACGACAACUCACGCACCAUCUACGUGGUGGAUAACGGCCUGCGGAAGGUCCUGAAGGUCGUGGGGCAGGUCCCAGACCUGCCGUCCUGCCUGCCCCUGACCGACAACACCCGCAUGCUGGCCUCCAUCCUCAUCAACAAGCUCUACGAUGACCUGCGCUGUGACCCAGAACGCGAUCACUUCCGCAAGAUCUGCGAGGAGUACAUCACGGGCAAGUUUGACCCCCAGGACAUGGACAAGAAUGUGAUUGCCAUCCAGACAGUGUCGGGGAUCCUGCAGGGCCCCUUUGACCUGGGCAAUCAGCUGCUGGGGCUGAAAGGGGUCAUGGAGAUGAUGGUAGCACUGUGUGGCUCGGACCGGGAGGCAGACCAGCUGGUGGCCGUGGAGGCCCUCAUUCACGCCUCCACCAAGCUCAGCCGGGCCACGUUCAUCAUCACCAACGGCGUGUCGCUGCUCAAACAGAUCUACAAGACCACCAAAAACGAGAAGAUCAAGAUCCGCACGCUGGUGGGACUCUGCAAGCUUGGUUCUGCUGGCGGCACAGACUAUGGUCUCAGGCAGUUUGCUGAAGGGUCCACGGAGAAGCUGGCCAAACAGUGUCGCAAGUGGCUGUGCAAUCCCUCCAUAGACACCCGGACCCGGCGAUGGGCCGUGGAGGGCAUGGCCUACCUCACGCUGGACGCCGACGUGAAGGACGAAUUUGUGCAGGACCUCCCUGCCCUGCAGGCCAUGUUUGAGCUGGCCAAGACCUCUGACAAGACCAUCCUGUACUCGGUGGCCACCACCCUGGUGAACUGCACCAACAGCUAUGAUGUCAAGGAGGUCAUCCCCGAGCUCGUACAGCUGGCCAAGUUCUCCAAGCAGCAUGUGCCCGAGGAGCACCCCAAGGACAAGAAAGACUUCAUAGAAAUGCGGGUGAAGCGGCUCCUGAAGGCCGGCGUCAUCUCUGCGCUGGCCUGCAUGGUGAAAGUGGACAGCGCCAUCCUUACCGACCAGACCAAAGAGCUGCUGGCCAGGGUAUUCCUGGCACUGUGUGACAACCCAAAGGACCGAGGCACCAUUGUGGCUCAAGGUGGUGGCAAGGCCCUGAUCCCCCUGGCUCUGGAGGGCACUGACGUGGGCAAGGUGAAGGCAGCCCAUGCCCUGGCAAAGAUCGCUGCGGUCUCCAACCCGGACUUGGCCUUCCCCGGGGAGCGGGUGUACGAGGUGGUGCGGCCCCUCGUGAGCCUCCUGGACACACAGAGGGACGGGCUGCAGAACUACGAGGCCCUGCUCGGCCUCACCAACCUGUCCGGGCGGAGCGAGAAGCUGCGGCAGAAGAUCUUUAAGGAGAGGGCCCUGCCAGACAUCGAGAACUACAUGUUCGAGAACCACGACCAGCUGCGGCAGGCAGCCACCGAGUGCAUGUGCAACAUGGUGCUGAACAAGGAGGUGCAGGAGAGGUUCCUGGCUGAUGGGAACGACCGGCUGAAGCUGCUGGUGCUGCUUUGCGGGGAGGACGACGAAAAGGUGCAGAACGCAGCCGCGGGGGCCCUGGCCAUGCUGACGGCAGCCCAGCAGAAACUGUGCCUCAAGAUGACCCAAGUGACAACUCAGUGGUUGGAGAUCCUACAGAGGCUUUGCCUGCACGACCAGCUCCGCAUCCAACACCGGGGCCUAGUCGUCGCCUACAACCUGCUGGCGGCCGACGCGGAGCUGGCCAAGAAGCUGGUGGAGAGCGAGCUGCUGGAGAUCCUGACCGUGGUGGGCAAGCAGGAGCCGGAUGAGAAGAAGGCGGCGGUGGUUCAGACAGCCCGGGAAUGUCUCGUCAAGUGCAUGGACUACGGCUUCAUUAAACCAGUGUCUUAGGCAGGGGCCCACGGGCAUGCGGGGCCGACCCCGGGCCGGGAACUCCCGAGGCGUCAGUCCAUCUAGGGAUCAUAGCAGUGACGAUGGCAUCUCCAUAAAAUUAGGAAAAAAACCUUGGUUUUUCUUGAGUCGUGAAUCUUCCUCUUUGCCCCAAGUUUGUCUGUGUCACUGGCUCUCUUGCUCCCUGUCUCCCCACACCUGCCAUCGUCUAGAAGUUCCUAGAGUAAUUUUUAUCUGUAAUUUGGAGGGCAGGUUGGAUAAUUCUGUACCCAUCCCAAAGGCCAGGAUAAAGGGCUGAAGGUCUUUAUAUCUGGGGAACUGACUCGUGUAGUAAGGUAAGAGCCCGCAGGUGCGUGGAUUUAGAGGUCAGUGCCUGGACGUGGGCCUGUGUGGUCUCCACGCCCGCUCUCCCGUCUGACCGCCUGGCUGAGGCUGCUUCGGGCUGCAUGUCCCAGCUCAGUGCCCGGUCCCAGUCCCGUGUCCCAUCCCCUCACUCAACUGGGAUGGAAAUGCAGCCCCUGUUCAACAGUGUGACAGGAUCUGUGCAACCGGCUUGGGAAAAUCUUCCAAGCAAGAUGGGCAAUGCUGAAUAUAAAUGAAAUCAACGCAAAGUACUUGAAUAAAAAAAAUUUCAUUUCA